Messenger RNA from Homarus americanus (American lobster), 8621 nucleotides. RefSeq names its product serine/threonine-protein kinase Tao-like (gene Tao). Lineage: Eukaryota; Metazoa; Arthropoda; Malacostraca; Decapoda; Nephropidae. Gene Ontology annotation, biological process: protein phosphorylation. The transcript has 18 exons. Gene Ontology annotation, molecular function: protein kinase activity; ATP binding. The record is from RefSeq and is a predicted model, not a curated record. Bases 317 to 3439 code for a protein of 1040 amino acids.
AAAACAAUUAACAUUCGUGCUUGAUUUCGGCGUAAUACGUAAUGGAUUGGAUAUUCCUUGAAAUGUGGAUCUGUUAAAUAGUUGAGGUAUCAGAAAAUGCCCCAGCCCAUCAUACCAGAGGAACUACAAGAAGAGAAAUAUUGACGGGAGGUUGUGUUUUGGCUUAGUGGGGAGGUCUUAGGAGGGGGUGGUCCGUCAAUUUUAGCCGUAUAACUCCUGCAGGGGGUUCACAGAUGCGAUGCAAGUUGUGUGGUGAGUGAUGUAACCUGAAGGUGAACGUAGCCGCUGCGUUAGCCUCGGCUGCCUCGUCCCAAAGAUGGCCACUCUCUCUCGGCCUGGGAGCCUCCGUAAUCCUGAGGUGGCUGACUUGUUUGAGCGAGAGGACCCGGAGAGAUUAUUUGAUGACCUACGUGAAAUUGGCCAUGGCAGUUUUGGAGCAGUAUAUUAUGCACGCCAUGUCUCGUCAAAAGAGGUGGUGGCAAUUAAGAAAAUGUCAUAUAAUGGAAAACAAAGUGCAGAGAAGUGGCAAGACAUUCUAAAAGAAAUUAGAUUCCUACGCAGUCUCCGUCACCCCAACACUGUUACCUAUAAGGGUUGCUACUUAAAGGAAUCAACAGUAUGGUUGGUAAUGGAGUACUGCUUAGGUUCAGCCUCAGACAUCAUUGAAGUACACCGACAGCCUCUACGAGAAGAGGAAAUCAGUGCCAUCUGUGAAGGCUGCCUUCAGGGUCUCUCAUAUUUGCAUUCCUUAGGAAAAAUUCACCGUGAUGUAAAAGCUGGCAACAUUCUUCUUACUGAAAAUGGCACAGUCAAACUAGCGGAUUUUGGUAGUGCAAGUAUUGCAUCUCCUGCCAAUAGUUUUGUCGGAACACCAUACUGGAUGGCUCCUGAGGUCAUUUUGGCUAUGGAUGAAGGACAGUAUGAUGGAAAGGUGGAUGUAUGGUCCCUAGGCAUCACAUGCAUAGAACUGGCCGAGCGCAAACCGCCCUACUUCAACAUGAAUGCCAUGAGUGCCUUGUACCACAUUGCCCAAAAUGAUGCCCCAAAAAUGUCUGCUCCAGAGUGGUCAAAAGAUUUCCAACACUUUGUUGAGUCUUGCCUUCAGAAAUCUCCACCAGAUCGACCUACCUCGGCCAGGCUCCUCUCUCACGAGUUCAUUUUGAGACAUCGGUCACCUCACAUCAUCUUGGAUCUAAUUGCUCGUACCAAGAAAGCCGUUCGUGAGUUUGAUAAUCUGAACUAUCGAAAAAUGAAAAAAAUCCUCCUGUACGAAACGGAGAGCCAGCAGGGGGACGUAGAAGGUGAGCCUGAAGACCCUGUUACGGGUCGAGUGCGGGUCCCCUCUUGGCAUUCCAUCCUGGACUCCACAGAGGAGGACCCAGCGGGAGGCGACAGCAGCAAGAGCAACAGCAUCACGUCAGAGAAGUCAGUCAUAUCAGCCGGGGUCAGUCAGUCGUCCCAGUCCCAGUCAUCCUCCACCAACUCCCUCCAUCAUCAUCAUUUACUCCACCAGCCCCAUCAUCCAUACCAAACACAGUCUCAACCCAUUUUACAACAUUCACCAUAUAUUGCCCCUCCAGUACCACCACAUCAUCAUCAUCCUUCACAUCAUCAUCAUCAGUCACACUAUUCACCACAGCCACAGCAUCAUGCACUUCCAUAUCACCAUCAAUCUACCACACCGUCACUUUCGCCAUCUCCGUCAUCGUCAUCUUUACAUCAAACAGAUUUAGGUAUACCCAAUAAUAAUCACCAUCCAUUAACACCACCAUCUACACAUAUACCACCAUCAGCCAUUGACACCACUACCAUUUCCUCCAUCACUAGUACCAAUGCAACAGCCUCCACCACCCCAACCCUUCUGCUUCAGCUUCCGGGGCAGAAUGCUCCCUCCACCACUACCAACAACAACGCCACCAACAACGCGUCUUCUACUGUCAAGUCGCGUCGUGGACGGCCUGGUGGCAAUGUUGGGGAAGCAAGCACCAGCAACUUUGCUACCAUAAAGACGACGUCCAUUGUCAGCAAGCAGCAGAAAGAACAUCUUCAGGAAGACAUGCACGCUGCCAUGUCCGGGUACAAGCGCAUGCGGCAGGAGCACCAACGAGCGCAGGCUAAGCUGGAGGAGAAAUGUCGUGUUGAGAUGGAGAAUCACAAGCACAUGCUGGACAAGGAGUAUGAGGUUUUGCUCACACAGUUCAGCAAGGAGCUUGAGAAACUCAGACAGAAACACGAAAAGGAGCAAGAGAAGAAGUUAGAUGUGUGUUCGAUAGCGGAAAAGAACCUUCAAAAGGAUAUAACCGGUAGACAUUGUAAUGAGCUUAAGCAAUUCCAGUCACAGUACAAGAAGCAGUACAAGGAGAAUAUAGAAAAGUGGAAGAAAGAACACUCGCAAGAUCCUAAUACACCCAAAAGACAGAAAGAAGCACAGCUCCAGAACCAGAAGGAAUACCUUAAAGCCUCUGAACGACAAGAAGAACAAAAGUUAGUGCAACAACAAGCAGAAUACAUUCAACUAGAAAUGCGAAAGUUCCGUCGACGUAGCAUCUUGACAUACUACGUCAAAGAACAAUCUCUCCUCAAAGAGGAGCUUAUCAAGAGACAACAACAGUUGGAGGCAGCUCACUCAAUGCUUCUAAGACACCAUCAGUUAACACAGGAUCUGGAAUAUCGGCAACAAAGAGCUAUUCACGCUUUAAAGGAGGAGCAGAUGAACAAACAACACCAAACAGAAUUAAGCAGCCAACAUGAGUACAUGAAGAGAGUUGAGAGAGAGCUCCGGAAAAAACACGCUUUACAACAAAAGCAACAGCCAAAGAGUUUAAAACAAAAAGAAAUAGAGAUACGUCGUCAGUUCCGUGAUACUAUCAACAUACAACGUCAGCAAUAUAAAGAGUAUAAGGCACAAAUUCUUGCCAAAACUCCAAAAGAGGAUCAGCGAGCCAUCAUCAAGAGGUUGAAGGAAGAUCAGCGACGGAAAUUGGCUAUGUUGGGUGACCAGUAUGAACAAUCCAUUGCCGAGAUGCUUCAGAGACAGUCACUGAAACUUGAUGAAAGUCAAGUAGUGGAACAGCAGCAGUUAACAGAGAAGCUGGAGAGAGAAUUGGAUAUGUUGGCAGAAUACCAAACACGCAAUCGCCAACAAGCAGAGGCUCAACGUAACCGUGAAAAGAGGGAAUUAGACGAGAGAGUAGCACUCAGGAGAACUUUAUUACAACAGAAGAUGGCUGAGGAAACUGCACGAUUCCAACACGAGCGACAUGAGCGGAUACGGCUGAUGCAAGAGAAACAGACUCGAGAAUUAGAAGAAUUUGAUAAUGAAUCCUUAAGGCAGGGAUUUAGUGCACUGCAAAUAGUGGACUCUUCAAAUGAACGGUGGCCAGAAGAAUUCAACGUGUCGGCAUCCAUGCUUUCCUUAUCCCUCCAACCUAACCACUGAGUAACUGGUUGAUUCCUAGCUAGCUGUAGAAGCUGUAAACAUUUGACAACCCUCUUCUCUCUAGGCUAUAUUGUUUUCCAGGUACGAAUAUAAAUUUGAGCUCUUUGUAAUAUGUAAUUAGCCUUAUUUAUGGAAUACUAAUGUCACCUUCAUAUUUAUUUGUUGUAAAUCCAGAUAAUGGUUAGGAUUUCCAAAGUCUGGUCCAUGUACGGCCGGAGAAUUUCCGUAGAUGCCCGGGCCCCAAAGGUGCUCUUGUGGCCGCAAUGCCAGUGUGCUUUAGAAUCCCUAUCUCCCAUUAAAAGAAGUUGGAUUGGAGUUUCUUUGGUGAGCAAGAUUGGUUGAGUUAACACAAACUUCUGUCUAAAUGAAAUGCCUGCUGCUUGCAAGAUAGGUAAAUGGUCAGAAUUCAGCAUUUGGUAUUAUAUAAUUCUCAGAAUUUUUAAUUUCAUAAAAUAUAAAUACUUCUGUCAAGUAACUGCUGUAGACAUGGCUAACUUUCUCUCAUGUAUAUACUGUAAGUGAAACUUUUAAAGAGACCAGUAAGUGUGAGCGUGGGAAGGUGUAAUGCCAAGGACAUUUUCCCCACUCGGCAGGAAAGACGGCCUUAUUGAUAUACCAUCUUCCUCCUGCAUUUACUGUUCGCUUCAUAUAUGUUGGUCUUGUCAUAAAUUAUAAUAUGGGUGCAACUGUUUUAAGUUUGCUACCCAGAAAUUCUUAUAAAUCAGUGAAACACAGGAACUAAACGCUAGGGUUCUGUCGAUGAUCACUGCAAGCACAGAUUCGCCUUUCACUAAUACUCCUAUCUUCAGCAUAUUAAUCACAGUCUAGGGAGGAUUCCAUAAGUUGAGGUAAAAUGUUAUUCCAAGUAAUUUCCUCCAGUAUAGGCAAACCCCAGUAUUCUAUCUUCUCUGCACUGGAAGCGAAGCAAAGUCUGAUGGUCUCGGUUGAAAGUAGAGAAGCCCUCUUUGCUCAAUAUCAUGUAAUGAGAUCAGUGAAUUGGAGCCAGUAGUUGUAAGCCAGGAAGGUUCAUGUUUAUGCAUUGUCAGUAGGAAAGUUUGCCAUAUUGAUAAUUUCAUCUGCUGCUCAUAAAUCUCUGGUCUUGUCCCAUGUAAGUUACCUUCUGACUUUGUAUGAAUAUAUAAUCAUUAUUAUUUGUGGCCUGGUCAGUCAUUAUGAGCCUUUGAGGUAAAUCCACUCUUAGGCUCAUAUCCAUGUAUUUUUAAUACAAAAUGGAUAAGACUCGUGCUGCAUGUUCUCAUUAUGACCACAGUUAAAUUAGCUGGUUUUGAAAGAAUGUAAACAGUGUCCAGGAAGUUUUUCCCUAGUCAGAUGAAGAUCAUAUAAUCCUCAUCAGCAAGAGAAACUGUUUAUUAUUUAUUAUUAACCUCUCUGUUUCCCUUAGAGGUAAUGAUAUGACUUUUUUUCAUUUAUUUGUUUUUGACAGUUAUUGGGGAUCAUAUCCCUAUUUCACUAUACGUAUGUCAAUAUACAUUUUAACUUUUAGAUUCAUUUACAUUAUUAUGGAUAGAAGUGUUCUUGGAACUGUAUGGCUCAUUGUUGCUGACUUUUUCACAAAUAUUUAGAGUCACUUCAAGGUCCUGCAAUGCUCUUACAUUUGAGAGCAAAAGCAUGUGGUCCAUAGUGUAUUUGUGUAAAAUGCCAACAACUUGGUAUGUGGCUUAGCACAAAAUUACCUUUCAUUGUAGCUUGGACAAAUGGAAAUAAAUUGCUUGAUUUCAAGACUGGUAUACCCUCAGAAGUAAUUAAUCUGAAUUUGGUGCCAGUAAUUAUGGCAGAGUAUUUUGUUUUUCCAAAUCAAUUUAGCUCACAGGUGCAGUGUUUAAUUUGAAUAAUUUAGAGGCUGCCUUUCAACCAGUAAUACAUGGACCUUGCUUUAAAUAAAAAUAAAAAGAUGUUGGGCACCAUGAAGGCUGCUACAUACAGUAUUUUAAAAUUUUCACUUCCCAUUAGAGAGGCGAAAUUGUUUGAGUUUGCUAAGCCACUUGCUCCCCCAAGAGGCAUCUGCUUGAAAAUGCUUUCACACCCUUGUAUGGUCACUACAAGGAACAAUAUAUUUCAUAAAUUAGCCUGUGGGAAAAUGAACGUGGAAGCUUUCAGACUUUGAAAGAGUGAAUUUUACAGUUUCACCCUUUCCUUUAAUUUUUGGAUAAUUGAAUAAAAAUUUUCUUCUUUUGUCCCCUUCUCGUAUCUAUGAUCACAAAGCUGAAAUCUUUCACUUGUUGACAUUUGGUUCUGUGAGCAUGAGUGUCAAGAAGGAAUUCAUUUUCCCAAAAACUUUUCUGACCCAGCAGCAUCAUUGGUUUCACCCACCAUGAUUCCUGGUCGGCUUAAUUGCAGACAUUCUCAGCCUUUAGGUAGGCCUAGGCAAGUUGUUUGUAUGUUGCAUCAUUCCAACCUUUUAAUGCGUGAGUGAAUUGUAAAACCUUUGUUCUUGUUUUUAAUUUUUUUUAUGUAAUUGUAACUCGAGGUAAUGUACCAUUGUUUUAAUGCUCAAGUUUAUAAAGUCAGAAUAUUAAAAUGUUUCCAACAACAAAAAGUAUAUGGACAGUGUUUUUAGGGACAUUAUUUAGUUUUUGGAAACAAAAAAAAAUAAAUAUAUAUAUAUAUAUGAUUGCAACUCCCAAAAAAUAGUCACUUAAUAUGACAAAGUGUAAACUGGUUGUAUUGGCCAAAAACAAUGUUUACCAAAGCAGGUUUUUGUUCAGCAACCGGUUUAAAAUCUCAUGUAGAUUCAGCACUUACAUAAAAUUGCAUGCUUGAAUUUUCAAAAGAGAGAGAGCAGUAUUAAAUUGCAAACUUGAAAUUGUUAGUUAGUCAGUGUGUGUGCCUGAGGAUUAAACAGUUGAAUGUGUGUUUCUGGAUGUAUGAGAUGGGUUAAAUAGUCCCAAAAUCAUAAAUAACCAUAUCUAUUUUUCUUCUUUUGUCAGCUACUCUAUAUGGAAACCUCUUCAAAUUUUGAAAUUAAAAAAAGAAUAUAGUGUAAGAUUCUAUCAUCAGUCAAAAUUUGUAUUUAUUCUGUAUUGCAUUGUAGUUAGAUAUGUUACUUUAUGAUCCCAAUGAGACCAAAUGUGUUUAUUAGCUGCUGAGAUGUUCCUGGGUCAUGGACUAGGUAUACACAAACCUCACACCACACAUGUGCAGUAUGUCUAGUUCCAAUCUUGCUGUUUCUUGCCUCGAUGUAAUUGUUUCAUUUAUUUCUCCAUGUCCUUUAUUACACGUACAUUGUAAAGUAUUGUACACGUUAUUUUAUGUACACUUGAUAUUACUUAUUUCUGCUAUCGUAUUGAUUAUGAUUUCUCAAUAUUUUUUUUUCAUAUUUGCAUCCCUAACAUCAGUUUUUAGUUUUCUAAUUGUUCAUAAUGUCAUAUGAAUUAUUUUUUUUUUAUGCAACUAAGUUGCAUCAUUGUUCUUUUUUAUACAGUUGCUUGUAUUGUCUUUCCCUUGCAUCUUCAACAUAAUUAUGAUUAAUAUUUGUGAUAAUCAGUGAUACUGAUCCUUGGAUAUGACCCAGUUGAAUCUUGGUCAUAUUCCCUGUAAGGUCCACAGGAAAUACUGCUCUAUCUAAAUAGAGAAUGAAGGUUCAUUAUUGAUGGUCAUGUCACAAGGGCAAACCAUUAUUAACUUUUCCCUCUACCUUUUCUGACUCACUGCAUUCAUGUGUUUCUUUAUACAUUGUAGUUAUGGACUUACCAUCAUAACAUCUGAGUGAAAGGACCCUUUGUUUCUCUUGGAUGCCGCAUUCCACAUGUUCCCUCCCACCCCCUCUCCUGUUCUUUAUAUGGCAAUUCAAAUAAAAACAAAUAUAUUGAUAACCCAGGUGAGAGAGUAAGAGGUUUUUGAAAAAAUGUGUAUAUAUGAUAUACCAUGUAUGUUGUUAUUAACUUAUUACAGUCACUGAGGUUACCCACCACCCUGUAUCAGAUGUAGCUUUUUCAGUAAAAGCAAAUUAUAUUUAGUUUAAUAAAGCAAUCAACAGUGUUGUAGGAUUCAACUUAAGCAUGACUAGUGAGCUACCUACCUUAUAUGGUUGGUAAAAGAUGACUGUGUAACACCAGAUGUACUGGGUAGGAGAUGUGUUCAGUGGGACAUCUCCAGAUUUCUCCACAGAUGGUGAGGUAUUGCUGUAUUCCAUCAUGCACACUCUUCUCAACAACAGGUCUCAGCUCUAGGAUCAUCCUUAGUGUUCAGUGUAACUUUUGUUAUGACUAGGUAUCGACCCUAGAUCUACCUCUUUACAUAGACCCUUCCUCUCAUGAUAGUCUUUAUUCAGAAUCCACAUUAUCUUGCCAAUAUUUUUUUACUUUUGCUAAUCUUUAUACUCAGUAUCUCCUAAAUUUUUUAUUUCUACUGCCACUUUAUUCCUGAUUGACUUAUCAUUAUUUCCUUACUGUCAUAUUAUACUGUUUUUAUACUGGUAUCAUAUUAAUUUUUAAUAAAAUUAGCUCCGUAUAUAAACCUCUUCUGAAGCUAUUAUGCUUUUCUUUGCAAGUUAAUCUAAUCUCUUUAUGUACAUAAUUCCAUGGAUCUUCUAGAAUCCCUGCUGUGCCUGUCAGUACCUCUCUUGUAACACCACUUUUAACCUUUGCAGUUGUUAUUCUUUUUAGACAUCACCUUAUCCCACUUUUACUCUUUCUAUAUUUCUUUAACCACUCUACUGAACUUUACAACCUUUUUCAUGUUGUAGAUUCAUUCAUGUCCCUUAACCCUCCUCUGUUUAGAGAUUCCAGGUAAAUAAAAGAAGAAAGUCAUAAGUAUUAGCGGCGUUACAAACAUGUGGUAUGAUCCAGGCAUAUCAAGAUUGCAUUUACCACCCACCUUGAUAAUAUAUGGCAUCUGACUGCAUACUACUUCAUGGGUAGGUCAUUUCCAUAUCCAAAGUACAUAUGUGAUGAGAUAUCUAGGUCUAGUUGUUAUAAAAGAGUGCAGUCACAAUGCCCUUCCAAGACCUGGGCUUCAGUGCAAGAACCAGCCUCCCAGAUGUUUGGUGCUCAUGUGUAGUGUCCAGUUGGAUGCCCCCUCACGUUGAUACUGUAUUUGUGAAUUCCACUCUAAUUCAGACGAGUGAGGAUGCAUUUUUGUAUGGGUCUCUGUGUUUGUAAUGUUACAAAAAAUUCUGUGUCUGUAUAUAUUAUAAGAAAAUACAUGAUGCUUCCAAAACUAA